AUGUCAAGCAAUAUAUUUGGUCAACCCCCCUCCGGGACAGACCUCGCUGCGGACCGACGUGGGGUAAACAAUGCCGCUGUAACCUCGGCGUAUAUCAUCGCAGCAUGUGCCAUUGGACUCCGAUUUCUUGCCCGAGCGCGAGUGCAGCGGUCUGCAUUUGCCGCAGAUGAUUGGAUAAUACUGGCUUCUCUUCUGGGUGUGACUGCAAGCUUUGCUUCUACCAUCAUCGGGGGACAGUAUGGCCUGGGAAAGCACGUCUGGGUCGUUCCGCUACAUGGCGUGGUGAAAGUGAUCCGGAUACUCUUCGCAUAUGUCCUCUUCUAUGUCUGGACCGUGCCACUCAUCAAGCUCUCGGUAUUGCUCUUUUACCGUCGUAUUUUCGGGAUGAACAAGGCGAUGUGGACUUGCGUCGGGCUGACCAUUGGAUAUUGUGUCUCUUGCACGAUCGCCUUUUUUGUUUGCUGUAGACCAGUCUCAUAUUAUUGGACACAGUAUGCAGAUCCCGAUGGAGAAAAAUGCGUGUUUAAUAUGUAUCCCUUCUAUCUCGGCAAUGCUGCAGCAAGUGUCACCACAGAUGUGCUAAUCUUGUUGGUUCCUAUUCCCAUCGUUUGGAAACUCCACAUGAGAACCACCCAGAAGCUCCUGGUUUGCAGCAUCUUUAUGCUAGGUGGAUUUGCCUGCAUGGCGAGCCUCGUUCGAAUAUACUACAUGACGUUCCUCAGCAAGUCAGCGAAUAUCACAUGGAUCAUGGGAGAUGUCUUCAUCUGGUCCAGUGUCGAGCCAUGCGUGGGCAUUGUCUGCGCCUGUCUGCCUACCCUGCAACCGCUGUUCCGACAUACUCUUCAGCAACUUUUCGGUUCCCGAGUCGGGCGGUAUCUGGGCAGUUCGGCGAACAAACCGUCCGAUAAAGGUAGAAGUAAAACUAGUGUCAGGAAGUCUAGGGAUUGGGACGAGACUCUACUUGCAACGCAGUCCGUUCAAGUAGAAAUGGAUGAGUCCAGGAGAGGCAGGAUGAGCGAGGAAGGCAAAAUCACUGUCGAGACCCAUUUUCGACUGGUAGAGGAGACGAGGCACGACAGAUAG
Aspergillus heteromorphus CBS 117.55 is the source of this 1083-nucleotide messenger RNA. RefSeq names its product putative integral membrane protein Pth11-like. The coding region runs from base 1 to 1083 and encodes 360 amino acids. The record is from RefSeq and is a predicted model, not a curated record. The transcript is spliced from 4 exons. Lineage: Eukaryota; Fungi; Ascomycota; Eurotiomycetes; Eurotiales; Aspergillaceae.